GUAUCAGCAAUAUUAACAAAUCCAGAGUUGAAAGACGGUGAACGAUGGGAACUGCUACAGAGGGCUUACAAUAAUAUGGAUGAUGAUAUCAAGAAAGAAUUUGAUGACCGAUUUGCAGCUGUUCUUUAG
Anisakis simplex (herring worm) is the source of this 129-nucleotide messenger RNA. The record is from the annotation of a GenBank genome assembly. Lineage: Eukaryota; Metazoa; Nematoda; Chromadorea; Rhabditida; Anisakidae.